Striga hermonthica is the source of this 1692-nucleotide messenger RNA. The record is from the annotation of a GenBank genome assembly. Lineage: Eukaryota; Viridiplantae; Streptophyta; Magnoliopsida; Lamiales; Orobanchaceae.
AUGAUAAGCAGCGGGCCGAGCAACAAUUUGAUGUCCUCGGCGCCGGCGUCUGGGAACAACGCGCCGUCGCCUGGCCUCAAGACUUAUUUCAAGACCCCUGAGGGUAAGUACAAGCUCCAGUACGAGAAGACUUACCCGACGGGCCUCCUUCACUACGCUCACGGCAAAACCGUCACUCAGGUGACACUAGCCCGUCUAAAAGAAAAGCCAAUGCAGGCUCCAUCUCAAUCAUCGUCGAGUUUGGGUGUAAGCAGUGGUGUCAGGUCAGCAGCAGCAAGGUUGUUGGGUGGUGGGAAUGGGAGUAGGGCACUUAGUUUUGUCGGUGGUAAUGGUGGAAGUAAACAGAGCAAUGGGAAUGGCACUAGAAUAGGAUCCUCAGGGACUUCAAGUUCGAGUAGUGUGAAUGGAAAUCUGAAUUUUGAUGGGAAAGGGACAUACUUGAUAUUCAAUGCUGGUGAUGCGAUUUUCUUGAGCGAUUUAAGUUCUCAGGAUAAGGAUCCUGUAAAGUCUAUACAUUUUAGUAAUUCAAAUCCUGUUUGCCACGCAUAUGAUCCUGACGCUAAAGAUGGCCAUGAUUUGCUAAUUGGUCUGAACUCUGGAGAUGUUUAUUCAGUAUCUCUUAGACAACAAUUACAAGAUGUUGGUAAGAAGCUUGUGGGGGCUCAGCACUAUAAUAAAGAUGGCUCUGUUAAUAAUAGGCAAGAAGUUGAUUCCUUUGUUUAUUUCCUUUUCCCUUACAAUGAUACUUUGCAAGAUCGUUGUACUAGUAUUGUGUGGAUUCCUAAUGGUGAUGGCUCGUUUCUUGCUGCACACGCAGAUGGUAAUAUAUAUGUAUAUGAGAAGAAUAAAGAUGGCUCGGGUGAUCCUUCAUUCCCUGUGAUCAAGGAUCAAACUCAAUUUUCUGUAUCACAUGCACGAUAUAGUAAGAACCCAGUUGCUCGAUGGCAUGUUUGCCAAGGUCCAAUUAAUGGCAUUGCAUUUUCGGCAGAUGGUUCUUAUUUAGCAACUGUAGGAAGGGAUGGUUACCUGCGAGUCUUUGAUUACAAAAACGAGCAACUCCUAUGUGGCGGGAAAAGUUAUUAUGGUGCUCUUUUAUGUUGCGCAUGGAGCAUGGAUGGAAAAUACAUUUUGACUGGUGGUGAAGAUGACCUAGUUCAAGUAUGGAGUAUGGAAGAGCGAAAGAUUGUGGCGUGGGGUGAAGGACACAACUCAUGGGUUAGUGGAGUGGCAUUUGAUUCGUAUUGGGUGGCUCCUAAUUCAGAUGGAAUUGCCGAAAAUAUCGUUUAUCGUUUUGGUUCUGUUGGUCAGGACACACAGUUGCUAUUAUGGGACUUAGAAAUGGAUGAACUCGUGGUUCCUGUUCGCCGUCCACCUGGCGGGUCCCCCACUUUAAGUGCCGGCAGCCAAUCGACCCACUGGGAUGCCGCCUGCCAGGCUGGCACUUUACAGCCAGCCCCAAGUAUGCGAGAUGUCCCGAAGCUUUCUCCUGUGGUGGCUCAUCGUGUUCACACGGAGCCUCUCUCGGGUUUAAUAUUCUCUCACGAGUCUGUCCUCACAAUCUGCCGUGAGGGCCACAUCAAGAUUUGGAUGAGGCCCGAUUUUGGCGAGAGCCAGCCAGGAGGCUCGGAUUCUCUCCUGAACAUGAGCUUGAAGGAAAAGUCAUCUCUGACUGGGAAAACGGGUGGCAAGUAA